Lithohypha guttulata is the source of this 1455-nucleotide messenger RNA. RefSeq lists its product as uncharacterized. Gene Ontology annotation, molecular function: iron ion binding; oxidoreductase activity, acting on paired donors, with incorporation or reduction of molecular oxygen, reduced flavin or flavoprotein as one donor, and incorporation of one atom of oxygen; heme binding. The record is from RefSeq and is a predicted model, not a curated record. Lineage: Eukaryota; Fungi; Ascomycota; Eurotiomycetes; Chaetothyriales; Trichomeriaceae. Bases 1 to 1455 code for a protein of 484 amino acids. The transcript is spliced from 2 exons.
AUGCAUGCUGCCAUCAAUGAAAUCGGAAAAGAUGUGCAUACCGUGCGAGCCUGUGUCUUCGACUACGAGCUGCUAAUCACCCGUGAUAUCGAUAACAUCAAGGCAAUUUUCAACACCCAGUCUGCGGACUUCGAUAUAGGUCCUCAUCGUGAGAAGACCUUCAAGUCUGCGUUCGGUCUGGGGGUUAUGACUGCACGUGGUGAAGCAUGGCAGCACUCUCGACGUCUCAUUCGACCACAAUUCACCCGGGAUAAUACUGCAAAUUUGCCAAUGUUUGAGAAACAUGUGCAGAGUUUGUUUAAGAAACUGAGGCCCACCCAAGAUUUGUGGACUAGCAAGGUUGAUCUGCAGCCUUUGUUCUCAUAUUGUACCCUCGACAUAAGUACUGAAUUCUUGGUAAGUGGACAAUAUAUAUUGCCCGGAACUCCAUCUGAUUUCCAUAAGUACGGCCAAAGUGUUUGGAGCCAAGACGUCGACGCGCGCUCGAGGCUACCAUUAAGCAGAGACCCAGAAGCACCAGAUGUCGCUAAUUUUGGAGCCCAUCUUGACGAAGUGAAGCACAUCCUUGAUCGUCAAGGCGCUUUAGCGAAAUAUAGCUGGCUCGUCAAUUCCGAUGGAUACUCGGAGCAUUGCAAAGGUCUCCGAAGUUUUGUCGACUACUUCGUUCGGAAAGCCUUGGAGCAGACUAACGAAGAGAAGCGCUCCAGCGACAUGCAAGACAAGUAUGUCCUGCUUGAUGAACUCGCCAAGCAUUCACGAAAUCCUGCUGAACUUCGUAACGAGACCUUGAACGUACUUCAUGCUUCUCGUGAUACGACUGCAGCACUUAUGGGCUGGAUCGUGUAUUUCCUAGCUCGACAUGAAGAUGUUUUCCAGACUCUGCGGGCGGAAAUCUUGAACACUUUCACGUCGAAUGGAACUCCAAUAGAAAUCACUUUCAAGGGAAUACACUCAAUGACGUUUAUGCCUCAAGUCAUCAACGAGACCAUACGAAUGGUUGGGAUCGUGCCAAUGAAUGAAAGAGCAGCAUUGCAGGACACUACUCUUCCUCGAGGUGGUGGUCCAGACGGUCUAUCGCCAGUUUUCGUAUCAAAAGGUCGUCAGAUCCUCAUCCCUACUUAUUCCAUGCAGCAUCGGGAGGAUAUAUGGGGACCUGAUGUAGAUUUAUUCAAGCCGUCAAGGUGGACAGGUCGUAGGGCUGACUGGGACUUCAUUCCUUUUGGAUCUGGCGCUAGACAAUGCCUAGGACAACAGUUCGCAAGGACUCAAGUAAUGUACGUGAUCAUUCGAUUACUUCAGACAUUCGAUGCAAUCGAGAAUGUUGAAGCACCUGGGCCAAUGAGGUUCCAUCAUACAAUCGAGAACCGGAGUGGUAAUGGUGUACAAGUUAGAUUGCAUGCUGCAUUGCCGACUACAUUCCAUGCGCUUAGACAGGGGGUUUCAGCAGAGGAAUAA